Nipponia nippon (crested ibis) is the source of this 1089-nucleotide messenger RNA. NCBI's taxonomy places the organism in Eukaryota, Metazoa, Chordata, Aves, Pelecaniformes, Threskiornithidae. The record is from RefSeq and is a predicted model, not a curated record.
AUGACGAACAGUUCGACCUGCACUGAAACAGACCUCAAGCCCUACUAUGCGAUUACGUACACUUUCAUCCUCAUCCCUGGACUAAUAGGAAACACAUUAGCUUUGUGGGUCUUUUAUGGGUACAUGAAAGAGACUAAAAGGGCCGUAAUAUUUAUGAUCAAUUUAGCCAUUGCCGACCUAUCGCAGGUUUUGUCCUUGCCCCUGAGGAUUUUCUACUACUUGACCGGGACGUGGGAAUUUGGAGGAGGUCUCUGCAUGCUUUGCUUCUACCUGAAGUACGUCAAUAUGUACGCAAGCAUCUACUUCUUGGUUUGCAUCAGCGUACGAAGAUAUUUGUUUCUUAUGCACCCAUUCAAAUUCAGUGACUGCAAACGCAUCUGUGAUGUGUAUAUCAGCAUCGCUGGGUGGGUUGUGGUCUGCGUUGGCUGUUUGCCUUUCCCGCUUCUCAGGCUUCACCAGGAUGUUAGAAACACGUGUUUUGUGGAUCUCCCCGUAAAGGAAGUGGAACUUCCCCUCUCCAUUGCAAUGAUGACGAUUGGUGAAUUGGUGGGGUUCGUAACACCCCUAUUCAUCAUCCUAUACUGCUCGUGGAAGACCAUCUUAUCAUUAAAAGAAAAAAAUUCUGCUUCACAUGACCUCGGAGAGAAAAAAAAGGCUUUAAAGAUGAUUCUCACUUGUGCUUUGGUAUUUCUGAUUUGCUUUGCACCUUAUCAUAUCAGCUUUCCACUAGAUUUCUUUGUCAAAACCAAAAAGAUUAAAAAUGGGUGCGUCCAGAAGGUGAUCUCGGUGUUUCACGUCGUAGCUUUGUGCCUUGCCAGCCUGAACUCCUGCGUGGACCCAGUCAUCUACUACUUUACUACAGAUGAGUUCAGGAGACGCCUUUCCAGGCAGGACUUGCAAGACAGCAUUCAGCUCCACAACCUCAGUUACGUGAGGAAGCACUCCAGAGAUACGCUCAGGGAGGAUUCCCUGCCAACAACCGCGCCAGGCGGGCUUUGUGCUGAAGCGACAAGUGGCUUUUUGACACAAACAGCCCUUCCCGAAUACUUCAAAGACCAAGAAACAACAGCAUCAACCUACAACAUCUAA